CUCCAGACCUGCCGGGAGCAGCGGUGUUGUUUUGGGAUGGUGGAGAAGGCUGCGGGAGCGAAAGGGGUGGGUUCCUCGGGGUGGAGAGGGCGAGAGCCUUUCUGGAUUCGAGAGAGGAAGAUUCCAGCAGCUUGGGCGAUCGGAGGGCAGGAGGGGAGCCGGGCAGAACUCAGCCGGGGCCAGAGGCUCGGAGACACAAAGGGGGCGUGAGAGUCCGCGCCGGGGGCUGAGGCGGGGCGGCGGGCGGGAGGUGCGCGAGGUGAGGGAGGUGUGGGGGGCGUGGGCCGCGGGAUGCUGCCGCCUGCUCCGCCUCGAGCUCCAGCUCCGGUUUUUCCCUCCACCAUCCUCUCCCCAUCCCCGCCUCUCCUUUAACUCCCCCCUCCUGGGCUCGGGACUGGUUUCCUCCCUUAGCCCGCUGCCCUCAAUCCCGGCGAGGCUGGGGCUCCGGCUCGGCGCCCCAUUCCUCGCUCCCUGGUCCGGCGCCCCAUGCCGCCCCCGCCCGGCCCCCGGCUCCCCCAGUCCCCCACUUAGGCGGGCUCACAGAUCCCGGGGUGCUGGCGCGUGGGCCGGGGGCGCGUAGGGCGCCUGCAGACGGCCCCUGGAAGGGCUCUGGUGGGGCUGAGCGCUCUGCUGCGGGGGCGCGGGCACAGCAGGAAGCAGGUCCGCGUGGGCGCUGGGGGCAUCAGCUACUGGAGUGGUCCGGGCUGAAGAGCCAGGCAGCCAAGGCAGCCACCCCGGGGGGUGAGCGACUUUGGGGGAGUUGGUGCCCCGCCCCCCAGGCCUUGGCGGGGUCAUGGGGCCCCCCCAUUUUGGGCCGGGGGGCGUGCGAGUCGGGGCCCUGCUGCUGCUGGGGGUUUUGGGGCUGGUGUCUGGGCUCAGCCUGGAGCCUGUCUACUGGAACUCGGCGAAUAAGAGGUUCCAGGCAGAGGGUGGUUAUGUGUUGUACCCUCAGAUCGGGGACCGGCUAGACCUGCUCUGCCCCCGGGCCCGGCCUCCUGGCCCUCACUCCUCUCCUAAUUAUGAGUUCUACAAGCUGUACCUGGUAGGGGGUGCCCAGGGCCGGCGCUGUGAGGCACCCCCUGCCCCAAAUCUCCUUCUUACUUGUGAUCGCCCAGACCUGGAUCUCCGCUUCACCAUCAAGUUCCAGGAGUAUAGCCCUAACCUCUGGGGCCACGAGUUCCGCUCGCACCACGAUUACUACAUCAUUGCCACAUCGGAUGGGACCCGGGAGGGCCUGGAGAGCCUGCAGGGAGGUGUCUGCCUAACCAGAGGCAUGAAGGUGCUUCUUCGAGUGGGACAAAGUCCCCGAGGAGGGGCUGCCCCCCGAAAACCUGUGUCUGAAAUGCCCAUGGAAAGAGACCGAGGGGCAGCCCACAGCCUGGAGCCUGGGAAGGAGAACAUGCCAGGUGACCCCACCAGCAAUGCAACCUCCCGGGGUGCUGAAGGCCCUCUGCCCCCUCCCAGCAUGCCCGCAGUGGCUGGGGCAGCAGGGGGGCUGGCGCUGCUCUUGCUGGGUGUGGCAGGUGCUGGGGGUGCCAUGUGUUGGCGGAGACGGCGGGCCAAGCCUUCGGAGAGUCGCCACCCUGGUCCUGGCUCCUUCGGGAGGGGAGGGUCUCUGGGCCUGGGGGGUGGAGGUGGGAUGGGACCUCGGGAGGCUGAGCCUGGGGAGCUAGGGAUAGCUCUGCGGGGCGGUGGGGCUGCAGAUCCCCCCUUCUGUCCCCACUAUGAGAAGGUGAGUGGUGACUAUGGGCAUCCUGUGUAUAUCGUGCAGGAUGGGCCCCCCCAGAGCCCUCCAAACAUCUACUACAAGGUAUGAGGGCUCCUGUCACGUGACUCUCCUGAAUCCGGCCCUUCUUGGGGUGCUCCUCCAGUUUAAUUCCUGGUUUGAGGGACACCUCUAACAUCUCCUCGGCCCCCUGUGCUCCCCCAGCCCCUUCACUCCUCCCGGCUGCUGUUCUCGUCUCCACUUUUAGGAUUCCUUAGGAUUCCCACUGCCCCACCUCCUGCCCUCCCGUUUGGCCGUGGGUGUCCCCCUCUGUCUCAGUGUCCCUGGAUCCUAUUUCCUUAGGGAGGGGCACCGGCUCAGCCUCCUCUCUGACCAUGACCCAGGCAUCCUUGUCCCCUUCACCCACCCAGAGCUAGGGGCGGAAACAGCCUACCUUUUGGUUGGCACCGCCUUCUUUCUGCCUCUCACUGGUUUUCUCUUCUCUCUAUCUCUUAUUCUUUCCCUCCCUUCUCUAGGUCUGUUCUUCUUCCCUAGCAUCCUCCCCUACCACAUCUCCUUUCACCCUCUUGGCUUCUUAUCCUGUGCCUCUCCCAUCUCCCGGGUGGGGACAUCAAAGCAUUUCUCCCCUUAGCUUUCAGCUCCCCUUCUGACCUCUCAAACCAACCACUCCCCUCAGUCUGCCAAAAAUGGGGGCCUUAUGGGGAAGGCUCUGGCACUCCACCCCAGCUCAGGCCAUGGGCAGCAGGGCUUCCUUCUCUGUCCUGGCCCAGGCCUCUACAUACUUACUCCAGCCAUUUGGGGCGGUUGGGUCAUGACAGCUACCAUGAGAAGAAGUGUCCCGUUUUGUCUAGUGGCCAAUAGCAAGAUAUGAACCGGUCAGGACAUAUACGGACUUGGUCUGAUGCUGAAUGGGCCACUUGGGACCGGAAGUGACUUGCUCCAGACAAGAGGUGACCAGGCCCGGACAGAAAUGGCCUGAGAAGUAGCAGAAGCAGUGCAGCAGGAACUGGAAGUGCCUUCAUCCAGGACAGGAAGUAGCACUUCUGAAACAGGAAGUGGUCUGGCUGGAACUCCAAGUGGCUUAGUCUGGGGGAUCGGGGGGUGGGAGGUGGAUGGUUCUUACUCUGUGGAGAAGAAGGGCGGGAAGAACUUCCUUUCGGGAGGAAGCUGGAACUUACUGACUGUAAGAGGAUAGAGGUGGACCGAGAAGGACUUUUCCCAGUCUUCAGUGGCACUUCCCAAGAUCUCCCUUUCCUUGUGCUCUGUGCUGAUUUUAGGACAGCUAAGAUGACUGCCAUGUGCUGUGGCAGGCCCAGUUUGUCUUGUUCUUUCCUUUCCAUAUCCCAGUAUAAUCUCUGUUCAUCAACAGUACUACCCCAAGAAUCCAUGUGUUCUCCCGAGUAACCCAGAUGGCUGUCUUGUUCAUUCCAUCCUCCAUUUCCGACUCCUUUCAGACUCAACAUAGUUCCCUUCUUAGUGACCAAAAUGGUGGCCUACUGGCUGGUCUAGCUGAUGGUGGUGGCAUUUAGCAAAGGCCACUGUUUCCAUAGUGACCAGCUGAUACCAAUUCCUGCCCUCUAGUGUGCAAUUGGGUGUUGCCUCAGUUUCCUCCCAGCUCAGUUUUAUUAGAUCAAAGCUGCUGUUGGGUACCAGGUUGGCCACCUCAAUCACCAGCCAAGAUGGUUGCUUUGUCCACCAGAGGUCAAUCACCUUUCUGGUGCUGUAGUUCCCAGCUCCUUCCUGAUUUUUCUAAUCGCUCCUUCUGGGAAACAGGAAGUUGAUAUUGCCAUGGUGGCGGGGUAUGCCGUCACCUCAAUAGUUUUACUGUAAAAGGGAAAUUUGAACAACAAAAACCAAAAAAAUAAAAAUAAAAAACUUCAAAAGUUAA
This is a messenger RNA of Chlorocebus sabaeus (green monkey), 3614 nucleotides long. RefSeq names its product ephrin B3 (gene EFNB3). Gene Ontology annotation, cellular component: plasma membrane. Gene Ontology annotation, molecular function: ephrin receptor binding. NCBI's taxonomy places the organism in Eukaryota, Metazoa, Chordata, Mammalia, Primates, Cercopithecidae. The record is from RefSeq and is a predicted model, not a curated record. Gene Ontology annotation, biological process: axon guidance; ephrin receptor signaling pathway.